Danio aesculapii is the source of this 3516-nucleotide messenger RNA. RefSeq names its product IQ motif and Sec7 domain ArfGEF 3b (gene iqsec3b). Lineage: Eukaryota; Metazoa; Chordata; Actinopteri; Cypriniformes; Danionidae. The transcript has 15 exons. Bases 51 to 3203 code for a protein of 1050 amino acids. Gene Ontology annotation, biological process: actin cytoskeleton organization; regulation of ARF protein signal transduction. Gene Ontology annotation, molecular function: protein binding; guanyl-nucleotide exchange factor activity. The record is from RefSeq and is a predicted model, not a curated record.
CACCAUAGCCACUCCGCCUGGACAGCAUCACUCGUCGGCGCUUCACCGGGAUGUCGAGCCUCCUGGAGAACCCUUUGCAGGCGGUGCUCUAUCUGAAGGAGCUCACCGCCAUCGUGCAGAACCAGCAGAGCCUGAUACAAACGCAGAGAUACCGGAUAGACAUACUCGAGCGCCGGCUGGAGGAUCUAGCGACGGAAAAUCGGCAGCUCCGGGACUCCGGCAGCCAUCACCGGCACCCUCCGCGCUAUCAUCCGCCUCCGCCCCCCCGGACCUCGAGUUUACCCCGAACCAGCAGAGCCGAGACGCCGCCGGAGCAGACCCAGACCCCACAGCAGCAGCAGCAGCAGAUCUCUCCGCUGGACAUGCAGCUCGUGCCCGCUGGACCCAGCACCGCCAGUCCGGACUCUGCUGAUGAAGAUGAAAACCCCCAGGACCCCUGCUGUCGCUCUCUCGUCCCGCAGACACCUGCCACCUUGUGCCGAGCUGUGGGACUCCCACGGGCAUCCGAGAGUCAGACGGUCCUGCACCAGUUCUGCUGUCCAGCCCCAGAAGCCCCAGAAGGAGAGUCCAGCACCACCUGCUCCAGCUCCGUUCCUGCUGCAGGAGAGGAACAGAAAGAGGAGAAAAGAGACGACCAGCCUGACGUGCCUCCCUGCUCACAUCCACCAGAAUAUGAGCUCUCUCCUGAUCUCAAACAAAAACAGAUAGAGGAGCUGGAGCAGAAGUAUGGUGGUCCUCUAAUUUCCCGGCGAGCGGCCUGUAAGAUCCAGACAGCGUUUCGUCAGUAUCAGCUCAGCAAAAACUUCCAGAAGAUCCGCAACUCAGUUCUGGAGAGUGGGAUCCCGCGGCGCAUGUCGGUACGCAGGGUCCGGGUUCAGCGGGACGGUUUCUCUGCGGAACGGGCACUGAUGGAGGGAUGUUCAAUCAUGGGCAUCCCGCUCACACACUCCACCUCACUGCCAGUGACCACCACCACCACACUCACACACCUGGAGGACACGUUCAGUGAACAGGUCCAGUCUUUAGCGCGGUCUAUCGACGAGGCUCUGAGCAGCUGGAGCACCAUUCGAGAUGGGGAAGGAGAGAAGUCUUCUGCAGCCCCUCCCUCCGGACCCCAUCCCGAGGGGCUCCUGAUGGACCCCUCCAGCCUACAGGAGGCCACACAGAGCGGCUGUGGGGAGAGCAUACCUCGAAGCGCCAGCAAACUCAUGAUGGCUUUCAGGGACGUCACUGUUCAAAUCGACAACCACAACUUUCGCCUGUCCUCCUCCAUGCUGGAGUCAGUUUCUCUUGGUAAUGGCGUAUCAAAAGAAACUGGCUCAGAGCCCCAAAUUGGGGGACAAAUUGCUAGCCAGACAGCGCUGUCGGCCACAGUGGAGCCUGAUUUUCCUCCUCCUCCACCCAGCGAGGAAGAAAAAGAGAACCAACAGCCAAUUGGAUUGGACACAGUGACCGCAGGGGCGGGGCUGGAGGGGAAACAGACCAAUCAGGUUGCACCGGAGAUGGCGGAGAACAGCUCAGACCCCAUCAGCAGCAGCAGCACCUCCACAUCAGCAUGUGAGACUAUGAUUCUGUCUCUGCCCCGUCCACACUGCCAGAACACACCCUGUGGGACGCUCUCCACGGAUAUUGCACGCAAACGCCUUUACCGCAUCGGACUCAACCUCUUCAAUGUAAAUCCAGACAAAGGCAUACAGUUCCUGAUAUCCAGGGGCUUUAUUCCGGACACAGCCAUCGGUGUGGCUCAUUUUCUGCUUCAGAGGAAAGGACUGAGCCGGCAGAUGAUCGGGGAGUUUCUGGGGAACAGCAAGAGGCAGUUUAACAGAGACGUGUUAGACUGUGUGGUGGAUGAGAUGGAUUUCUCCAUGCUGGAGCUGGACGAAGCGCUCAGGAAGUUUCAGGCUCAUGUUCGAGUGCAAGGAGAAGCUCAGAAAGUGGAGAGACUCAUCGAAGCCUUUAGUCAGAGGUAUUGCAUGUGUAACCCAGACGUGGUGCAGCAGUUUCACAACCCCGACACCAUCUUCAUCCUGGCUUUCGCCAUCGUGCUGCUCAACACAGACAUGUACAGUCCCAACAUCAAACCAGAGCGCAAGAUGCUUCUGGAGGACUUCAUCCGCAAUCUACGAGGAGUGGACGAUGGAGCAGAUAUUCCGCGAGAGAUGCUCGCUGGGAUUUAUGAGCGGAUUCAGCAGCGGGAGCUUCGAUCCAAUGAGGACCACGUGACUUACGUUACCAGGGUGGAGCAGAGCAUUCUGGGAAUGAAGACGAUCCUGUCGGUUCCUCACCGCAGGCUGGUGUGCUGCAGUCGACUCUAUGAGGUCACGGAUGUAAAUAAACCGCAGAAACAGGCUUCACAUCAGAGGGAGGUCUUCCUCUUCAAUGACCUGAUAGUGAUCCUAAAACUGUGUCCUAAGAAGAAGACUGCUGCCACAUAUACGUUCUGCAAGGCUAUGGGUUUACUGGGAAUGCAGUUUCAUCUGUUUGAGAACGAGUAUUAUCCUCAUGGAAUCACGAUAUUGUCUCCGUUCUCGUCGGAGAAGAAGCAGGUGGUGAGUUUCUGCUCUCAGAGCGCCGACGAGCUGCUCAAGUUCAUAGAGGACCUGAGAGAGAGCAUCGCAGAAGUGGCAGAGAUGGAGCAAAUCCGCAUUGAGUGGGAACUAGAAAGACAACAGGUUGUGAGAAAUCAAACUAACAAGAACGGCACACAACUGGACAUCCACGCCGGACCUAGUUCUGCUUCAGGGGAUGAUUUUUAUGAGAAAGCGGGAAGCAACACGGUGGAGGUGUCAAUUCACAACAGGCUCCAAACGUACCAACUCAGCUCUCCUCUGGCCCCGCCCAGCGCUCAGCAACGCCUGGCCGUCCUGCCUAGCCCCGCCCCCGACUCCACCCUCACCAUCUCCCCUGACACCCUGAUCCAGUGCCAGCAGAUCGUCAAGGUGAUCGUCGUGGAUUCCGCUGGGCGUGGCCACGUGGAGGCGUUCCUCAGCCACAACCCUGCCCAUCGCCUCAUCCAAUCAGCGGUGUCCACGCCCACCAGGUCCCGGGAUGUGGGUAAACAGCAGCAGCAGCAGCAGCCGCCUCUACCCCCUCCACCGCCUCCUUAUCAUCACCCGCAUCAAUUUUGCCCACCGACUCCACCUCCGCCACGCCACCUGCUGAGCCAGCGCAGGUACUCCAGCGGGACGCGCAGCCUAGUCUGAACAAUUUACAGUUGAAGUCUAAAUUAUUCGCCCUCCUGUGAUUUUUCUUUUCAAAUAUUUCCCAAAUGAUGUUUAAUGGAGGAAGGAAUUUUUCACAGGAUUUCCUAUAAUAUUUUUUCUUCUGAAAAAGUCUUAUUGGUUUUAUUUCGGCUAGAAUGAAAGCAGUUUUGAAUUUUUUAAAACCAUUUUAAGGUCAACAUUAUUAGCCCCUUUAAGCUUUUGUUUUGAUUAUCAACAGAACAAACCAUCGCUAUACAAUGAUUUGCCUAAUUACCCUAACUUGCCUAAUAAUCUAAUAAGUUAAGCCUUUAAA